This is a messenger RNA of Rubroshorea leprosula, 2274 nucleotides long. The record is from the annotation of a GenBank genome assembly. Lineage: Eukaryota; Viridiplantae; Streptophyta; Magnoliopsida; Malvales; Dipterocarpaceae.
CCACUGCAGAUCUGCCUUUUUCUCUAUGCUGCUGAAACUGAAGGACACGUACAAAAUGCAAAACAACACGUGGGGAUAACUCCUACCCUCGUUUUUCUCUCAUUCGGACACAUAGCCGAACCCACGCCACUACCCACAAAAUCUAAUGCUGCUACGGUCCUCGUUUCCAUGAAACAAAGGACUCCAUUAGCUAGUCAAAACUCUGGUCAGAUGGUGGAUACCACCAGUGCCGACUAUAUGGAAUUGGGAGAAGUUUCUUCUCCCAAACUAGAGAAGUACCAAAAGGUUUCGAUUAUACCACUUGUCUUCUUGAUCUUCUAUGAAGUAUCUGGGGGGCCCUUUGGUGUUGAAGACAGUGUCCAAGCAGCUGGUCCACUUCUAGCUCUUCUUGGGUUUUUGAUAGUUCCAUUUGUAUGGAGUGUCCCCGAGGCGCUAAUAACAGCAGAAUUAGGUACAAUGUUUCCUGAAAAUGGUGGAUAUGUCAUUUGGGUUUCAUCUGCUUUGGGUCCUUUCUGGGGUUUCCAACAAGGUUGGAUGAAAUGGUUAAGUGGAGUAAUAGACAAUGCAUUGUACCCAGUUUUAUUUCUAGACUACAUGAAAUCAGCAAUCCCAGCUUUAGAAGGAGGUUUCCCAAGAACUCUUGCAGUUUUGGUUUUGACUGUUAGCCUGACUUACUUGAACUACAGAGGUUUAACCAUCGUGGGACAAGUUGCAAUAUUACUGGGUGUGUUUUCUCUUCUUCCUUUUGUUUUCAUGGGAAUUGUGGCAAUUCCCAAACUUGAGCCUUCAAGGUGGUUUGUGGUAGAUUUUGGCAAUAUGGACUGGGGUUUGUACUUGAAUACUCUUUUUUGGAAUCUGAAUUAUUGGGAUUCAAUCAGCACUCUUGCUGGAGAGACAGAAAAUCCAAGUAAAACUCUUCCUAAAGCUCUCCUUUAUGCUGGUAUCUUGGUAGUUUUUGGAUAUUUUUUUCCUCUUUUGGUUGGUACUGGAGCAAUUCCACUUGAUCGCAGGAAGUGGACUGAUGGGUAUUUCUCAGAUAUUGCUAAAAUGCUUGGAGGUGUCUGGUUGAGAUCUUGGGUCCAAGCAGCUUCUGCUCUAUCAAACAUGGGGAUGUUUGUUGCCGAGAUGAGCAGUGACUCCUUCCAACUUCAAGGGAUGGCGGAGCGUGGUAUGCUUCCCGAUUUUUUUGGAACAAGGUCCCAUUAUGGAACCCCUAUAAUUGGCAUUCUGUUCUCUGCAUCUGGUGUUUUAUUGCUUUCAUGUUUGAGCUUUCAAGAAAUAGUAGCUGCAGAGAACUACUUGUACUGCUUUGGAAUGAUUAUGGAGUUCAUAGCAUUUGUGAAGCUGAGGAUGAAAUACCCAGCAGCAUCUCGGCCAUAUAAGAUACCUAUCGGCACAACUGGAUCAAUCUUAAUGUGUAUUCCUCCUACCCUGUUAAUUUUUGUGGUUUUAGCUUUUGCUUCUUACAAAAUCAUGGCCAUUAGCAUUCUGGCCGUGAUGAUUGGGUUUGUACUGCACCCUUGUCUCCGCUACCUUGAGAAGAAGAGAUGGGUCAGAUUCUCCAUGAAUACUGACCUCCCAGACAUCCAUUAUCUGUAAUGUAACGAGCAUUACUUGUUCUUUCUCUCUUAAAAUGAUUCCUUUUUCUUUUCCAGUAGCAUUACCAUGGAAAUGCAUCCGAUCAUGUCCUUAGAGAAACUAAAUGGCUCAGGGCUUCUCCAUAACAAAAUACCUGAGGCAGCUAAACUUAGGAAUACUGGCAUUUUCCUUCAUACGAUAUUCAGUCGCUUUUUUGAAGAUUGCACGUGAACAGGUAAUAAGGGAUAUCUAAAGAGUUCAAAACGGAGCUACUUGGUUGUUUCCCAGUUGAUUUCCUUGCGAUUCAACAGAGCUCUAGCAUUGGUGAAGUUUCUGCCUUCUGGUUUUAGAGUUUCAAGUAAUGGAUUCAGAAUGAGAUUUAGAGGAAGUCUCAACAGCCUUGCAGGUCUCAUUAUACAACAAAGUCCUACUACCAAGCGCAACUAAACAAGAAUGAACAAGGAUUAGCUGGAUUGUCUUUUUGUAUUAUUAGUGGUAUCCUUAGCGUCAUCUUACCUAAGCACAUUAUUGUCCGGCCAAGGUAACCAUGUCUGCGGAAUUAUCCUUUCUAGUUCUAGACUAGGUUAAGGUUUUGGUUUUUUCCAAGUGUAAUUUUGUUAGUAAUGAUUGUAAAAAGAGUUCACAAUUUUAUAUUUCAAAUUGGUUGGACUGCAAAAACAAAACCCUUUCAUUCAA